Molecule: messenger RNA, 2545 nt
Organism: Zingiber officinale
Lineage: Eukaryota; Viridiplantae; Streptophyta; Magnoliopsida; Zingiberales; Zingiberaceae
Product: transmembrane 9 superfamily member 12-like
Exons: 2
Coding region: 256-2238 (660 amino acids)
Biological process (GO): protein localization to membrane
Cellular component (GO): membrane
Source: RefSeq, a predicted model, not a curated record
GUCCAAUCGAAGCGGUUCAUGUUCAUCGAUCCACGCCCCUACUUCUCUAACGUUUGUUGCAUUCUCCUCAUUCUUCCGAGUUCCGUCUCCAAACUUCACUCAGCGGAGACAGAUCUGAGAACACCUCGCAUCCGGCCGCCGUCGGAUCUUCCCGUCGAUGAGAUUUCUUCAAUCAUCUUGUGAAUCGUGAAGGAAUUUGGUGUUGGGGACUCAGAUCUGAGCUGUAAGAAGAAAGAGCAUAAAGGAACAGUGCCAAUGGGAUUCUUUUCGACCUCGAGGAUGUCUUUCUCAUUCUUUACAUUGGCUUUUCUGGCUGUGUUUCUGUUGUGUGGCUCUGGUAAUGCAUUUUAUCUCCCUGGUAGUUAUAUGCACACUUACUCGCCACGGGAGACCAUAUAUGUCAAAGUUAAUUCACUCACCUCCAUUGAGACUGAGCUCCCGUUUAGCUACUACAGCCUUCCAUAUUGCCUUCCACAAAAUGGAAUAAAAAAGAGUGCAGAGAAUUUGGGUGAGCUUCUCAUGGGUGACCAGAUUGAUAACUCUCCGUACCGAUUCCGUAUUAAUGUCAAUGAAUCACUUUACUUGUGCACCACAAAGUCAUUGAAUGAGCAAGAGGCCAAACUUUUGAAACAGAGGACACGUGAUCUCUACCAAGUGAACAUGAUACUUGACAAUCUUCCUGUGAGAAGGUUCACUGAGACGAACGGUAUUGUCAUUCAAUGGACUGGAUUUCCUGUUGGGUAUACUCCAACAGGAAGCUCUGAAGACUACAUCAUCAACCACUUGAAGUUUAAGGUGUUGGUUCAUGAGUAUGAAGGGCGUGGUGCAGUUAUGACCACGGGAGAAGAGGGGAUCGGAAUGAUAGCAGAAACUGAUGAUAAGAAAAAUGGAUAUGAGAUUGUUGGAUUUGAAGUGAUUCCCUGCAGCGUGAAGCGUGAUCCGGAGGCAAUGCUGAAACUGAACAUGUACGAUAAGGUUGAGCCUGUGAACUGUCCAUUGGAGCUGGACAAGUCUCAGACCAUUCGGGAGCAGGAGAAGAUCUCUUUUACCUAUGAAGUUGUAUUUGUUAAAAGUGACAUCAGAUGGCCAUCAAGGUGGGAUGCAUAUCUGAGGAUGGAGGGUGCAAAGGUUCAUUGGUUCUCAAUUAUGAACUCUUUGAUGGUUAUCUUCUUUUUGGCUGGAAUCGUCUUUGUAAUUUUCUUGAGAACAGUUCGGAGGGACUUAACCAGGUAUGAAGAGCUGGACAAAGAAGCCCAAGCUCAGAUGAAUGAGGAGCUUUCUGGCUGGAAACUUGUUGUGGGUGAUGUGUUUAGAGAGCCAACAUGCUCAAAGCUUCUCUGUGUCAUGAUUGGAGAUGGCGUACAAAUUACAGGUAUGGCAGUUGUAACAAUUGUUUUUGCUGCUCUUGGAUUCAUGUCUCCUGCCUCGCGUGGAAUGCUAUUGACCGGGAUGAUAAUUCUCUAUCUUUUCCUCGGCAUUGUUGCUGGAUAUGUUGGUGUCCGAUUGUGGAGGACCAUCAAAGGAGGAUCCGAAGGCUGGCGAUCACUUUGCUGGUCAAUCGCUUGUUUCUUCCCAGGAAUUGUCUUUGUGGUUCUAACUGUAUUAAACUUCAUCCUUUGGGGAAGCAAGAGUACUGGAGCUAUCCCUAUCUCACUGUAUUUCACUCUACUCUCCUUGUGGUUCUGCAUCUCAGUGCCAAUGACUCUGGUAGGUGGUUUUAUGGGCACCCGAUCUGAGGAAAUACAAUUUCCUGUUAGAACCAACCAAAUUCCUAGAGAAAUUCCUGCUCGGAAAUACCCUUCAUGGCUUCUCAUCCUUGGUUCUGGGACUCUGCCUUUUGGGACCCUCUUCAUUGAGCUCUUCUUCAUCCUAUCAAGCAUUUGGCUGGGGAGGUUCUACUAUGUGUUUGGUUUCCUCCUCGUGGUUCUCAUUCUGCUAGUGACUGUCUGUGCUGAAGUAUCAGUUGUCCUGACUUACAUGCACCUCUGUGUGGAGGACUGGAGGUGGUGGUGGAAGUCUUUCUUUGCUUCUGGAUCUGUUGCCCUCUAUGUUUUCCUCUACUCCAUCAAUUAUUUGGUAUUUGACCUCAGGAGCUUGAGUGGCCCUGUUUCAGCUAUCCUUUAUCUUGGAUAUUCGCUUAUAAUGUCGGUCGCAAUCAUGUUGUCCACUGGCACCAUUGGCUUUCUGGUGUCAUUCUAUUUUGUUCAUUACCUCUUCUCCUCUGUCAAGAUCGAUUAGCACUGCUCCGGAAAGCCACCGACCACAACCAUUGUUCCGCAAGAUGUUUGCUUCUGAGUUCCAUAAGUCGCCCGCUUGGUGAACUGGCGCUGUAAUGUCAUAAUCUUGAGGGGUUUCAUUGUGCUGCAUCUUAGAUUACUAGUUUCCUUUUGUUAUCUUUCAAAAGCUUUAUUUGAGUUUCCUCGAUAAAUUUGUUUCAGGGAGAUCGACUGUAAAUGUGAUCUCUUGGGUCAUAGUAGAAAUUGAAUUGAGUCAAAAGGAUAACUAUGUUAUGCGAGUUGCUCAAGUCAUGUACUCCUCUUCUUCU